UGUCACAACCUCCUACGAUAACUCAGCAGUCUCCAAAAGAUUACAUUGUUGACCCUCGAGAGAAUAUCGUAAUACAGUGUGAAGCAAAAGGAAAACCACCUCCUAGCUUCUCCUGGACACGCAAUGGAACUCAUUUUGAUAUAGAUAAAGAUGCACAGGUAACAAUGAAACCAAAUUCAGGGACCCUUGUCAUAAAUAUUAUGAAUGGUGGGAAGGCAGAAGCAUAUGAAGGAGUAUACCAGUGUACAGCAAGGAAUGAACGAGGAGCAGCCAUUUCCAACAAUAUUGUAAUAAGACCCUCUAGAUCCCCUUUGUGGACAAAAGAAAAACUAGAACCAAAUCAGGUUCGAGAAGGUGAUUCAUUAGUACUACACUGCAGACCUCCUGUUGGCUUACCACCACCUAUAAUAUUUUGGAUGGAUAAUGCUUUCCAAAGGCUGCCUCAAAGUGAAAGAGUUUCCCAAGGUCUAAAUGGAGACCUUUAUUUUUCUAAUGUGCAACCAGAAGACACUCGGGAGGACUAUAUCUGCUAUGCAAGAUUUAAUCAUACACAAACUAUACAGCAGAAACAACCCAUUUCUGUAAAAGUCUUUUCAACGAGGCCAGUUACAGAGAGGCAGCCGGUUCUGCUAACACCAACAGGUAGCACAAGUACCAAAGUGGAACUCAGAGGAAAUGUGCUUUUGUUGGAGUGCAUUGCAGCCGGAUUACCCACACCAGUAAUCCGCUGGAUUAAAGAGGGUGGGGAACUGCCAGCCAACAGAACGUUUUUUGAAAACUUUAAGAAAACUCUCAAGAUUAUAGAUGUUUCAGAAGCUGACUCUGGGAACUACAAAUGUAUAGCAAGGAAUAUAUUAGGUUCUGCUCAUCAUGUCAUUUCAGUAACUGUGAAAGCUGCCCCAUACUGGAUAACAGCACCCAGAAACUUGGUCUUGUCUCCUGGAGAAGAUGGGACAUUGAUCUGCAGAGCUAAUGGCAACCCCAAGCCUAGUAUAAGCUGGUUGGCAAAUGGUGUUCCCAUAGCAAUUGCCCCAGAAGAUCCUAGCAGAAGGGUGGAUGGUGAUACCAUAAUUUUCUCACAUGUGCAAGAGAGGUCAAGUGCUGUGUAUCAGUGCAAUGCUUCUAAUGAAUAUGGAUACUUGCUAGCAAAUGCAUUUGUGAAUGUUCUGGCUGAGCCACCAAGAAUUCUAACUCCUGCUAAUAAACUGUAUCAAGUCAUCGCAGAUAGUCCUGCAUUGCUAGACUGUGCUUAUUUUGGUUCACCUAAGCCUGAAAUUGAAUGGUUUAAGGGAGUGAAAGGUAGCAUCUUGCGUGGAAGUGAAUACAUUUUCCAUGAUAAUGGAACUUUGGAAAUUCCGGUGGCUCAGAAGGAUAGUACUGGUACAUACACAUGUGUAGCGAGGAAUAAAUUAGGAAAGAUACAAAAUGACGUGCAAUUGGAAAUUAAAGAUCCAACAGUGAUAAUUAAACAGCCAGAAUACAAAGUGAUUCAGAGAUAUGGCCAAGUUUCAUUUGAGUGUAUAAUAAAGCAUGAUUCUACCUUAUUACCAACUGUUAUAUGGUUGAAGGACAAUGAUGAGCUGCCAGAUGAUGAAAGGUUUCUAGUUGGUAAAGACAACUUGACCAUUAUGAAUGUAACUGAUAAAGAUGAUGGAACAUACACUUGCAUAGUUAAUACUACUCUGGACAGUGUUUCAGCAAGUGCUGUGCUCACUGUUGUUGCUGCUCCCCCAACUCCAGCUAUCAUUUACGCUCGGCCAAAUCCACCCUUUGACUUGGAAUUGACAGGUCAGCUAGAAAGAAGCGUUGAACUCUCAUGGAUACCAGGAGAUGAAAAUAACAGUCCUAUUACAAGUAUGUUUGGUUUUAUCUGUUGCACUAUGUUAACAGCAUUAUAUUAA
Nestor notabilis (Kea) is the source of this 1901-nucleotide messenger RNA. RefSeq names its product neuronal cell adhesion molecule-like. Lineage: Eukaryota; Metazoa; Chordata; Aves; Psittaciformes; Psittacidae. Gene Ontology annotation, molecular function: cell-cell adhesion mediator activity. Gene Ontology annotation, biological process: brain development; cell-cell adhesion. The record is from RefSeq and is a predicted model, not a curated record. The annotation marks the transcript as partial. The transcript is spliced from 14 exons.